UCCUCUUUAGGGUCUCAUGACUGGUUCCUGUUGCAUUGUUGAAGUCUCAUUUUGGACAUUUUAGUUUGGGUAUUCCUCAAUCAACUGCUCAUCAAUAUCUUAGUCUGUAUUGCUCCAGGACACCUACUUUGCAUUGGCACAACUGCCCGACUAUAGCCUGUGGUUUAGAGGAUGCUCAAUGCAAAUUGGAUACAAAUCUUACUGAGGAUGCCCAUAUCCACCUGUGCGUACGUGCAUGAAUCAAGUAGGUCUGCAGGUGUAUGUGCAGACUGAAGAGACUAAGGUGGUCUCAAGUGGGAGGUGGGGGAGAUGUAGACAGGUCAGGUGAUUUUUGGGGUGGCCGGCUGGGCUGUAACAGGGCCACGGUGGAGGACGGCACACUGGAUUUUGCUGAUAUGGAUGGGCACGGAUGUGACCGCUAUGUAGACGGGGACAACGACAGCAAUCAGAUUGACUACCGGCGUAUGGUGGGAGACAUGGAGCCCACCAGGCCACGGGGGUCGGUACGAGACUCAGACCACCACUUUCAGGGGCCGUUUACCCACAGUACGCUGCAUGGGCACGGGCACGAGACUGCAGCCCAGCGCUACAGUGCCACCCGCAUACAGGCGGGGUAUGAACCAGAGAGCAUGGCUGAUUACCUGAUCAGUGGGGGAACUGGUUAUGUUCCUGUGGAUGGACUCACCGCCCAACAGCUCUUUGCCACUGGAGAUGGUCUUACAUACAAUGAUUUCCUGAUUCUGCCUGGCUUCAUUGACUUCACAUCUGAUGAAGUGGAUUUGACCUCUGCACUGACCCGGAAGAUAACCCUAAAGACACCGCUCAUUUCAUCUCCCAUGGACACGGUCACAGAAUCGUCCAUGGCCAUCGCUAUGGCUCUCAUGGGCGGAAUUGGACUCAUUCAUCAUAACUGCACACCCGAGUUCCAGGCCAAUGAAGUUCGGAAAGUCAAGAAAUUCGAGCAGGGCUUCAUCACGGAUCCCGUAGUGAUGAGUCCACGACACACGGUCGGCGAUGUGUUUGAAGCGAAGGUACGGCACGGUUUCUCCGGCAUCCCCGUUACCGAAACCGGCAAGAUGGGCAGCAAGCUGAUGGGCAUCGUUACGUCACGAGACAUCGACUUCCUGUCAGAGAAAGAUUACGAUCGGCCACUGGAGGAGGCAAUGACAAAAAGAGAAGAUUUAGUGGUGGCACCAGCAGGUGUUACAUUAAAGGAAGCAAAUGACAUUCUGCAGCGCGGGAAAAAAGGCAAACUGCCUAUCGUGAAUGACAGUGACGAGCUUGUUGCUAUAAUAGCUCGUACUGAUUUGAAGAAGAACCGAGACUAUCCUCUAGCCUCCAAAGACUCUCGCAAACAGCUGCUGUGUGGCGCUGCGAUCGGUACCCAAGAGGACGACAAGUACCGGCUAGAUCUGCUCAUGCAGGCCGGAGUGGACGUGAUUGUUCUGGACUCUUCUCAGGGGAACUCUGUGUUUCAUAUCCGUAUGAUCAACUACAUCAAACAGAAAUACCCAGAACUACAAGUGGUGGGAGGAAACGUGGUGACCGCUGCUCAGGCCAAGAAUCUUAUAGAUGCAGGUGUCGAUGCUAUAAGAGUGGGCAUGGGCUGCGGGUCCACCUGCAUCACACAGGAAGUGAUGGCGUGUGGGAGACCGCAGGGCACCUCUGUGUAUAAGGUGGCUGAAUACGCCCGCCGUUUCGGGGUGCCAGUAAUUGCAGACGGAGGAAUCCAAACAGUUGGGCACGUGGUUAAAGCCCUUGCGCUGGGAGCGUCCACAGUGAUGAUGGGAUCAUUGCUAGCAGCAACCACUGAAGCACCAGGUGAGUACUUUUUCUCGGAUGGUGUUCGACUAAAGAAGUAUCGUGGCAUGGGCUCUUUGGAUGCUGUGGAGAAAAACAACAGCAGGCAGAAACGUUACUUCAGUGAAAGCGAUAAGGUGAAGGUCGCUCAGGGAGUCUCUGGCUCCGUUCACGAUAAAGGCUCGAUACACAAGUUUGCCCCGUACCUCAUCGCUGGAGUUCAACAUGGCUGCCAGGAUAUUGGUGCCAAAAGCCUGUCUGUUCUGCGAUCGAUGAUGUACUCCGGAGAGCUGAAGUUCGAGAAGAGGACCGUGUCUGCUCAGGUUGAGGGUGGAGUUCAGGGACUGCAUUCUUAUGAGAAGCGGGUAUACUGAGCCAGACGGCAAGGGGCAGAUGAGAACCGAACCCAAUGUCCCAUCACCAGCUGUCAUGAAACACAACGGCUAAAAGUGAUCAGUCCUCCCCAAUUAUCUCUUCUUCUUCUGCUGUUGAUUCUAAAUAAUGCCGAUCCCAACCAUGUCUGAUUUGUAAUAACAGAGCUGAGGGUACGACUGACAACAGUUUCGAUUUGCAUGAUUUGUUUCAGUUAUAUGUUCAGGCUUCCUUCUGAGAAAGUAAAUGUUGCCGUGGAGAGAUUAUAUUCAUACAUGUUGAAUUUUAGCUAUUUAUUUUAUCUCUUAUGUUGGCUUUUCAAUUUGAGUUAGUUCACUUAAAAAUAAAAAUGCACUCAUCAUUUACUCACCCUCAUGCCGU
Xyrauchen texanus (razorback sucker) is the source of this 2553-nucleotide messenger RNA. RefSeq names its product inosine-5'-monophosphate dehydrogenase 1a-like. The record is from RefSeq and is a predicted model, not a curated record. Gene Ontology annotation, molecular function: IMP dehydrogenase activity. Gene Ontology annotation, cellular component: cytoplasm. The transcript has 14 exons. The coding region runs from base 261 to 2174 and encodes 637 amino acids. NCBI's taxonomy places the organism in Eukaryota, Metazoa, Chordata, Actinopteri, Cypriniformes, Catostomidae. Gene Ontology annotation, biological process: GTP biosynthetic process.